Miscanthus lutarioriparius is the source of this 1089-nucleotide messenger RNA. Lineage: Eukaryota; Viridiplantae; Streptophyta; Magnoliopsida; Poales; Poaceae. The record is from the annotation of a GenBank genome assembly.
AUGGGCGUGUCUGGCGGCGAAGAGGGCGCACGGAACGGGCCCUCGCUCAUGCCCGGCGGCCACGUCGAUGCCUACAACAACAUCAGGGACAUCCUCGAGAAGGCCGCGGCGCAGACGGAAGACGGGGCGUGCGUCACCUUCGUUGGGCCCGGUGGUGCCGGCAACUUCGUUAAGAUGGUGCACAACGGGAUCGAGUAUGGCGAUAUGCAGCUCAUCGCUGAGGCAUACGAUGUGCUCCGCAGAGUUGGGGGCCUGUCCAACUCGGAGAUUGCCGAUGUGUUUGCGGAAUGGAACAAGGGCGAGCUCGAGAGCUUCUUGGUUGAGAUCACCGCGGAUAUAUUCACCGUGGCUGACCCAUUGGAUGGGAGCGGCGGGGCUCUGGUUGACAAGAUUCUAGACAAGACUGGGAUGAAGGGGACUGGGAAAUGGACGGUGCAGCAGGCCGCAGAGCUUGCAGUGGCAGCACCCACAAUUGCUGCAUCACUGGAUGGGAGGUACUUGUCAGGGUUGAAGGAUGAACGGGUUGUGGCUGCUGGGGUGCUCGAGGAAGAGGGGAUGCCAGCAGGGCUGUUGGAGACGAUUAAUGUUGAUAAGAAGGUGCUAGUGGAUAGGGUCAGGCAAGCGCUUUACGCCUCGAAGAUUUGCAGCUAUGCACAGGGCAUGAAUCUGCUGCGAGCCAAGAGUGUGGAGAAGGGUUGGAACCUUAACCUUGCAGAGCUUGCCAGGAUUUGGAAGGGCGGAUGCAUUAUCCGUGCGAGGUUUCUUGAUAGGAUCAAGAGGGCGUAUGACAGAAAUCCUGAGCUUGCCAAUUUGAUUGUUGACAGAGAGUUUGCAAGGGAGAUGGUGCAGCGGCAGAAUGCGUGGAGGUGGGUUGUGGCACGGGCGGUGGAGGCUGGCAUUAGCACACUAGGAAUGACUGCUAGCCUUUCGUACUUUGAUACCUACAGAUCAAGUCGAUUGCCUGCAAACCUGAUCCAAGCACAGAGGGAUCUGUUUGGUGCACACACCUAUGAGCGCAUUGACCGUCAAGGUUCAUUCCACACAGAAUGGAACAAGCUGGCGAGGAGAAGCAAUGGUGCAGCCAUUUGA